AUGUCGUCGAGUAAGAUCAGCAAAGUUGCCAUCGUUGGUGCAGGCGGCAACGUCGGCUCCUUCAUCGCCUCAGCUCUCUUAAAAACCGGAAAACAUACCAUCACGGCAAUCACACGAACAGACUCCCAGUCCAAGCUCCCCAAUGGCGUAUCCGUCGCUCAAGUCGACUACUCCUCCCACUCUUCCCUCGUCUACGCACUCAAAGGUCACGAUGCCCUUGUCAUCACCCUAAGCGGUCAUGCAGCAAUUCAAGAGAUCGAGGAGAAACUGGUGAGAGCGGCCGGUGAGGCAGGAGUUCCGUGGAUCCUGCCGAAUGAGUGGUCGCCGGACACUGCACACGAGGAGCUUGUGAGGGAUGUCCCGAUGUUUCAACCAAAAGUUGCGACACGAAAAACCAUCGAGAAGCUGGGCCAGAGCUCUUUCAUAUCUGUUGUGACAGGAUUCUGGUACGAGUACACGCUGGCGAAUCCGGGCGCUUAUGGUUUCGAUCUGAAUAAUCAAGCUGUUACGCUGUUUGAUGAGGGGAAGACAAAGGUUUCUACCUCGACGUGGCCUCAGAUCGGUCGCGCUGUCGCCGCAUUGCUCAGCUUGCCCAUUGAGUCAGAGACUGAGGCAUGCCUUGACAACUUCAGGAACAAAGUGGUAUACGUCAGCUCUUUCUCGGUGGACCAGGAAGAUAUGUUCGCCUCGGUUUUGCGAGUGACUGGUAGCAAGCGAGACGGGUGGACGGUAACGAAUGAGGACGCUCAAGGCAGGUUCGAUACAGGUUUCAAGGAGAUGAAGGAGGGAAAGUGGUCCGGCUUUGGUAAGGUGAUGUACACCCGAGUCUUCUUCCCUGAUGGCUGUGGUGAUUUUGAGCAUGGGAAGGGCACAUUGAAUAGGCUGCUGGGGCUGCCACAGGAAGACAUUGAUGAGGCUACAAAGAUCGCUGUUGAGCGCGCGAAGAGUCCAAAGACUCACUAA
Molecule: messenger RNA, 963 nt
Organism: Didymosphaeria variabile
Lineage: Eukaryota; Fungi; Ascomycota; Dothideomycetes; Pleosporales; Didymosphaeriaceae
Exons: 4
Coding region: 1-963 (320 amino acids)
Molecular function (GO): oxidoreductase activity
Source: RefSeq, a predicted model, not a curated record